This is a messenger RNA of Zygotorulaspora mrakii, 1950 nucleotides long. It is a transcript of the gene DDL1, whose product is annotated as putative carboxylic ester hydrolase. Lineage: Eukaryota; Fungi; Ascomycota; Saccharomycetes; Saccharomycetales; Saccharomycetaceae. Gene Ontology annotation, molecular function: glycerophospholipase activity; metal ion binding. The coding region runs from base 1 to 1950 and encodes 649 amino acids. Gene Ontology annotation, cellular component: cytoplasm. The record is from RefSeq and is a predicted model, not a curated record. The transcript has a single exon.
AUGUUUGUGCGAUCAUGUACUCGCCACUCACAAAAACGUUUGAUUUCAUGUCGUUCCGCUAGAUUGCGUGAGCAGGUAAGACAAAGGCCAUGGUUUUACGCAACAGACGUUCCGAAAACGAAACCAUAUGAGGCAGAUUAUAAGCCAGACAAGUUACCAAAGCAAUUCAUCAAGUUUUCUAAUAAUGACUCGAAGAGAUUGGAAGUGAAAUAUCAACAGGGUAAAGCUAAACAGGGAAAAAAUGAGGGCGAAAAAGUGCCUGUAAAUGAAGACUUCUUAUUUGAAGUGGAUAUUGCCAAGAUGGAGCUACGGCCAACAUAUUGGGAGGGUCCCGUAUAUGAGGUACGUCGUGGUAUAUGGUUUGACUCGGCAAACAACCCAGUGAAGUUCGAUUUGACCAACGAACUGGAAGAAUACUAUUUGAAGGUGAACUUUGAAAAGGACAAUGAUGCAGAAUCUGUGCAGGACAUUUUUAGAUUAUCGAAAGAUUAUGGAGACUUCAAGUUCGUCAUAUUUUUAGAUGCUAAAACGGCAUGUCUGUUGCCGGAAUUAGAAGGUGGUGAACUACAACUGAAGUUGUUGAGAGCUAACGUGCUGCCUCUGUUGGCUACUAAAGGCACGAAAAUCACAAGGGGCCUCAGUGAAAACGCAAUCGCAGAGGCGGCUGAAAAGGCAAAGACGGCAAUCGGAAAUGAAGUGGCUACAACUACCAAAAAUCUUGGGAGUGUGUCAGAUCUGAUAAGCUGGGAAUUACCUAGUGUUUUUGGGGUAGGAACACGGAGUAAAAAAACUGAUCAAAAUACUAAAAAACUAGAUCAGGAGGAUGAUAAUGUCCUGAAAAGAGAAAUUGAAAAGGAUUACGAGAAUGUAUUACAUAAUAAACGCGAAGCAAAGCAUUUGGUACUAUCUGUCCACGGAAUUGGACAGAAUCUCGGAAAGAAAUAUGAAUACGUUAAUUUUGCUCAUACUAUCAAUCUAUUGAGGUCAAAUAUGAAAAAAAUAUACAAGCAAUCCAAGAACUUACAAAAAUUAAAUGAAAUAAAUGGCUUUGACGACCACGAAUCGAAUUGCAACGUACAGGUCCUACCCAUAACGUGGCGACAUACAAUUGGAUUUCAAACCGAUGCAAAAAAACCACAUGAUUCUAAUCCUCACCUACCCACUCUGGGAAACAUCACGGUGAAUGGAGUUCUCGGCCUCAGGCGUCUGCUUGGGGAUGUAGCACUGGAUAUUUUGUUAUAUGGUGAACGAUACUACAAAGAGAAGAUUAUAAAUGAAGUAGGAAAGCAACUGAAUCAUGUCUAUGGAUUGUUCAAAAAAAAUAAUCCUGGCUUUGAAACGGAGGUGCAUCUACUUGGUCAUUCUCUGGGUAGCUUGAUUCUAUUUGAUAUACUUUCGGAUCCAAAGAUGUUCAAACUUGACUUCAAAGUAAACAAGUUCUUUUGCAUUGGUUCCCCAGUCGGCGUUUUCAAACUAAUUCAAAGAACACAGAUACGCCCCAAGGGCAUACCACACAACAAUGAUCCUAACAAAAAAUUUGAGACACCCGAUUGUCAAGAUCUAUACAAUUUGUUUCACGUUUGUGAUCCCAUUGCAUACAGGUUAGAACCUCUAGUACAUAACACGAUGGGUGAGGUGGAGCAGGCACAUAUCACUCAUUGGUCCGACAACAGCACUAUCGCUUCGAGAGUUCUGGAACUGGGUGGCUACUUUCUAAAGGACAAUGACAAACAGAAAAAGUUGUCCCGCGGCAAAGAUAUGCUUACCACUGAGGCAUCAUCACUGCUUUCUAAACUGAAUCACACAGGUCGUGUCGACUAUUCCCUGCCCUCAGGUUUCCUUGAAGUAGAUAUCAUAUCUGCCGCGAAAUCUCACGUCUCAUAUUUCGAGGAGAUGGAUAUAGCAGGAUUUAUUCUGAAGCAAAUUUUGAGUGACACACCCCACAAAUAA